Messenger RNA from Lasiosphaeria miniovina, 1728 nucleotides. RefSeq lists its product as uncharacterized. Gene Ontology annotation, biological process: positive regulation of transcription by RNA polymerase II. The coding region runs from base 1 to 1728 and encodes 575 amino acids. The record is from RefSeq and is a predicted model, not a curated record. Gene Ontology annotation, cellular component: nucleus. NCBI's taxonomy places the organism in Eukaryota, Fungi, Ascomycota, Sordariomycetes, Sordariales, Lasiosphaeriaceae. The transcript has 3 exons.
AUGUCGUCAACGCAACAAGACGAAGCCAACGCGGCAGCUGCGCAGGCCGUGUCGGCCUCGUCGAGCGAGGCGUCCAAUGAUGUCACGCCCGCGCCCUCAGCUGCCGCCACGGCGAGCUCGUCGUCGAGCACCGGCCAGGACGAGACGCUAGUGUGCCGUUGGCAGGACUGCAGCGAACGCUUCCCAACGGCCGAGGUUCUCUACGACCACAUCUGCGAAAAGCAUGUGGGCCGCAAAAGCACCAACAACCUCAACCUGACGUGCAACUGGAACGGCUGCCGCACGACGACGGUCAAGCGCGACCACAUCACGUCGCACAUCCGCGUGCACGUUCCGCUGAAGCCGCAUAAGUGCGACCUCUGUGGCAAAUCGUUCAAGCGGCCCCAGGACUUGAAGAAGCAUGUCAAGACGCACGCCGACGACUCGGUCCUCGUUGGCCGCUCUCCCCAGGACCAGAAUGGCGGCAUGAACCAGGCCUACCCUCCCCCCAGCUUCUAUGACCACAAUGGCCACAUCCGCGGUACUAACCCGGGCCCCUUUGGCCAGCCCCACCAGAACGGCCAGGCUAGCUAUUAUCACGGCCAGCAGCACCCUGCCCAGGCUUACCAUGCCCCCCUCUACUACCAGCAGCAGCAGCCCAUGGGCGGCUCCCGCGGCGACUUCAUGGGCCACCAGGCCUCGGCCCCGUCCUUUGACUCGCGCCGCCGCGGCUUCGAGGACCUCAACGAGUUCUUCGGCAGCGUCAAGCGCCGCCAGGUCGACCCCCACUCGUACGCCCAGGUCGGCCGCUCGCUGAUGCCCAUCCACGCCAGCCUCGGCAUCCAGUCGGGCGGCCUGGCUACCGAGUACAUGCCCCAGGCCCCCCACACCCUCGCUAUCGGCGGCGGCGCCUCCCACGGGCCCCUGACCCAGCACUACUACCUGCCGCCCAUGCCCAACCUGCGCACCAAGGACGACCUGCACCAGAUCGACGCCAUUCUCGAGCAGAUGCAGGCCACCGUCUACGAAAACACGGGCUCGCCCAGCUCCCACUACGCCCCCGCCGACAUGCGCCACCAGUCCCCGGCCUAUGCCACCCGCCCCACCAUCGACCCCUACGCCGCCGCCGCCGCCACCGCCGCCCAGGUCGCCUCUCCCCUGAGUGCCCCGACCCACUCGUCGGGCGGCAGCCCUGCCGUCACCCCGCCGUCCAGCACCAUGUCGUACACGUCGGGCCACUCCCCCGGCGCCUCGUCGGCCGGCAUGUCGCCCUCGUCGCGCCACAGCUCCACCGUCGCGUACCCGAGCCUGCCCAGCCGCCCCGGCCUGCCCUACCCGUCCACCUCGGGCCUCGGGUCCAACUUCACCCACAACGAGCGCCGCCUCUCGGGCGGCAUGCUCCAGAGCGCCAGCGGCGCCCGCGCCGCCGUCGACCGCGCCGCCACCCCCAAGGCCUCGGCGGAACCGUCCGCCAUGUCCUCGGUCAGCUCCCCGUCCGACGAGUCGGAGAGCGGCGAGGGCGAGUCGUACGACGACUGGCUGCAGCACAUGCGCGUCAUCGAGUACCUGCGCAACGGCAUCCGCCACCGCCUCGAGCACCGCGACUACGUGGACGAGCAGGACACUAGCCGCAUCGACCCCAUGGUGCUCGACGCCGACCGCGCCAGGACAACGCCCUCCCCGCCCACGCCCUCGGCCGCCCCCGCCCCUGAAAGAUCGCUGUACCCUGUCCUGCCCCGGAUUGGGUAG